UCAAAAACAACAAUGGCGACCAGGAGAAGUGCUAAAAGACAAAGAACCUCCGGUGAUUCUCUUGACAUGACAAAUUAUUUAAAUUGGUCCGCCGUUGUUCUUCGUGAAAAACUGUUAGAGGCGAAUAUAAGCGCUUCUUCCAAUUUUCCUAUCUCUGUGUUGCGUAAAUUGUACCAGGACAAUGUGUUGGGAAAAGAUAUUGACGCUUCAAACAGACAAAUUGAAAGCAGGGCCAUCGAUGUGAAUACCGCGGAGAAUUCCGACCACACAAACGGUUUUCCCGGACAAUCUUUGAAUCUCCAAAGUUUGCCUGCGGUAUCCGUAGCAAAUACGACAUCCUUUCCAAGUACGACUUAUCCAAGCGCAACUACUUCCGGUGGAAACCCAAGCUCAGCUACUUCGAGUUCCCCAGCAGUUAUCGAGUCGCUUGUGCACACAGUUCAAAGCCUCCAAACGAUGGUCUCGAGUUUAACUACCCUUAUUUCAACGAAAGACACCAACUCUAACAGCUUGCCGUCAUUUAAUUUACAGCAGUUCUACCAAACGGUGAACGAAAAUACUCAGAGCCCGAGGAAAUUCGGCACGAACCCGGAGGAAUUGCCCCAAAUGGAAUUGAUUUCCAAUUCCAUCCGGAAAAACAUCAUCGACGAUAAACAAGUUCAGAAGCCUAGCUCCUCAAGCAGACAGACACCCUCAUCCUUGCCCACCCCUGCAGGAUGUCCUUUGGAAACCUCUCACAGAAUAGAAGCUUUGAUGGAAGACUCCAUAUCCAUUUCAACUAAAGCUACGUACAACUCCGGAUAUCAAGCCUUCUUAAAAUUUAGUCGUAUGAACAACAUGUGUCAAAGUGUGUCAGAAGCUGCUUUAAUGGAAUUUGUCACCUACUGUUACGAUUCCAUGAACCUGACUUACCAAACAAUCAAACUUUACCUCUGCGGAAUUCGACACCAUCUCAUUCUGCUCGGUAUACCUAACCCUUUCACCGAUUCGGCAGGUAAUCUACCUAGAUUGCACAUGCUACUAAGCGGUAUAAAAAGACAAAGUCAAUCCUACCAUCCAAGCCGACAACCUAUUACUUACAAUGUGUUACAAGACAUGUGCAGCGUGCUUCAAAACGGUGUGAAUUCAAAAUACAUGGAUACGUUAAUGACAACAGUGUGUGUAGUGGCUUUUUUCGGCUUCCUCAGAUGUGCGGAAUUUACAUGCAAAGCAGCUUUCGACCCUCACAUUAAUCUGUGCGUAAGCGACCUACAAUUCUACAAUGACCACGUCGUUCUCUUCCUUAAACAAUCCAAGACUGAUCCGUUCCGAAAAGGAUUAGGGAUCAAGUUGUUCAAAAAUAAUUCCGUAUUAUGUCCAUUUGAACAACUAAAGAAAUACUUAGCUACAAGAAAUGCCAUUUUUGACCCAAAAAUGCACCUCCCCCUGUUCAUCAUGGAAAAUGGAAGUGCCCUCAGUCGGUGUAAUUUUUUGACUAUGUUAAGGGAUUUACUGAAGCGUUCAAACCAUGGCGACAGCUACAUCACUGGACAUUCCUUCCGAAUUGGUGCUGCUACAUCUGCAGCAAAAGCGCGCAUCGAAGACCACCUUAUCAAAUCACUAGGAAGAUGGACCUCCGAUUCAUAUACGCGAUAUAUCAAAACACCAGACUCAGCCAUUAAACACGCGCAACAGUCCAUGCUCACCACCAGUUGACUUCUGCAAGAGAUUCUGUAAACAUUGUUUAACAGUCUGAUGACUCGAACAUCAUUGUGAAUGUGUACAUAGUGUUUAAUUCUCAAAUUUUUUUUUUUUUAAACUUGUUGUUUCCUGAUUACAGAGUAACUUUUUAUGCUCUCAUUCAAAUUUAAGUAUUGUUUAUAACUUGCUUUGUAUUUCUUGUGUCGUUAUCAUGUUGUUAUAAUUUUUUUUUUUUUUUUGUAUAAAACAGCUUACUAUGUUGCUGCCUAAGACGUUAUUUGUAAAAAUUUUCUUUUGUCUCGGUUAAAUCUUGUUCUUAUUUUCAAUUGAACUCAUAGUUAACAUGUAUGUAUUACCAUGGCGUACAAUUAUAAACACUUAUGGGGCACUCAGUCACUCAAAAUUUCUUUUUUUUUUCGUUCCUGAGUUUUGGCCUUAUUAUUGUCAUAAUUUCCCCAUUACAAUUUUAUAAUCAGCUAAAACUUCCUUUUUGGUAAAAUUCUAGAGCAGAGUUUACAACUUUCGUUGUAGCAGUACACUCGUACUGGGGAAUUUCUACCAUGUGGAUCUUCCAACUCUGUCUUGCUGGGUUCAACAAUUUUCGUUGUGGCGAUGUCUCACACAUCGGGAAGAUUCUACCAUGUGGAUUCUUCAAUCCAGCAAGUUCUCAUGGGUGACUGAGCCAGUUUUCGUCCAGUAUUGUGUAAUUGAAUUUGUAAUGUAAAUAUUUUUACUUGUCUUAUUUGUUGUUGGUAUUUACUAUAAUGUUGUAAGAUAAAGAAUUCUUGAACUAGAUAAAGACUUUUGAAAUAUCA
Saccostrea cuccullata (small rock oyster) is the source of this 2495-nucleotide messenger RNA. RefSeq lists its product as uncharacterized. Gene Ontology annotation, biological process: DNA integration; DNA recombination. Lineage: Eukaryota; Metazoa; Mollusca; Bivalvia; Ostreida; Ostreidae. The transcript is spliced from 2 exons. The record is from RefSeq and is a predicted model, not a curated record. The coding region runs from base 13 to 1695 and encodes 560 amino acids. Gene Ontology annotation, molecular function: DNA binding.